GUUCUUGGUGAUGGCUUUGUUUGGAGACUCUUUGGGUUCUGUUUAUAACGUGGGAGAUUCUACCGGUUGGAGCAGUCUGGGUAGUUUUGAUUAUAAUGGUUGGGCUGCUUCUAUGAAUAUGCAAGUCGGUGACUCUAUUGUUUUUACUUACAACCCACAAUUGCACAAUGUGAUGCAAGUAGACAAGGAUGACUACGUAAAAUGCAGCACCACUCAUCCGAAGGCCACCUUCACCACCGGAAACGACGGCUUCAUCUUCAACACUCCCGGAACCUUCUUCUUCAUCUGCGGCUUCCCCGGACAUUGCUCUAGCGGACUCAAGAUGGCUAUUAAAGUCACCAACUCAGCCCCUCAAACCAACACUUCUCCUCCUCCUCCUCCUCCUCAGCAGCCCAAGACUCCUACUCUUUCUCCUCCGCCUCCUUCUCCUUCUACGUUUCAAGGUCCGCCGGAGUGUCCUCCAGGUGGAGCAGGCGGGUACCAGUAUCCUCCCGGAUUCACCUUCUAUCACCCGAAUGCUGCGGCCCAACUGCACCCAUAUAAGUUCACAUUAUUAUUAUUGGGUCUGGCUUUGCUUAAGUAAUCACUUUAUAUUUGGAUAUUAGUUGGCUUUUUGGUUUUUGGUUUUUAUUUUGAUGUUAUA
Molecule: messenger RNA, 643 nt
Organism: Tripterygium wilfordii
Lineage: Eukaryota; Viridiplantae; Streptophyta; Magnoliopsida; Celastrales; Celastraceae
Product: mavicyanin-like
Exons: 2
Coding region: 11-583 (190 amino acids)
Cellular component (GO): plasma membrane
Molecular function (GO): electron transfer activity
Source: RefSeq, a predicted model, not a curated record